This is a messenger RNA of Hyposmocoma kahamanoa, 1833 nucleotides long. RefSeq names its product leucine-rich repeat extensin-like protein 5. Bases 394 to 1833 code for a protein of 479 amino acids. NCBI's taxonomy places the organism in Eukaryota, Metazoa, Arthropoda, Insecta, Lepidoptera, Cosmopterigidae. The record is from RefSeq and is a predicted model, not a curated record. The transcript has 4 exons.
GACAUUACUUGAACUGUGAAUUUGUUAAGACAAAAUGGGGGGCCGUGUAUUUUGGGCCUCCCUUGGUUUGCUGUUUUUGACGUCCACUUAUGUUUUUGCCUGCGAUGAUAAGGGAUGUCUGCUGGAGGCACUCAAGGACAUCAAAGAAUGUAAAAAGAAUGUUCUAGCAACGUAAGUAUGAUUCCUCGAAUAAAAUAUAGUUCACUAUAUUAUUAACUUAUUGUAGCAUAUUAUUAUAUAUUUUUUUGUUCUUGUUUUCAGGUUAUUGAAACCUAUGCUACCAUGCAAACUUGAUAAAAAAGAGCCGUGUUUGGAUCUAAAGGAAAAACUGAAGCUACCACCUCCACCAACUACACUCCUGUUAAUGCCCGCGACACCUCCGGUUUCCACGCCAUGUACGCCGGCGCCGUCACCAUGUGCUGCUCCGUUACCACCUCUCGUAUUGCCUGCACCACCACCUCCAUUAUUUUUACCCUUCCCACCACCAUGCGCACCCCCUGCGUUACCCCCUCCUAUCUUCCUACCAGCACCAUACCCAGCUCCGCAUUGCUUACCGAGUCCCCAUCACGCUCCUCUGUAUUUGCCAGCGCCAGCGCCAGCUCCAAUAGUACUGCCAGCACCUGCUCCGUUAAAACCAGCUUCGCCGUGUUUACCACCAGCUCCAACUCCGCUAAUAUUGCCGGCACCAGCUCCAGCUCCAUUAGUGUUGCCACCACACCCUCCGGUCCACUGGGCGGUACCACCGCCUCCGCCGGCACCGAUGAUGCUACCAGCGCCUCCACCACAUAUGUAUUUACCUGCUCCAGCAUACCUGCCAGCACCUGGACAUCCCCCCGCGCCAGCACCUAUAGUGAUAUCUCUAGUACCGCCACCACCGCCACCGUGUCCUUGUCGUGCUGCCCCUCCACCUGGGAUUCCUAUGAGCGCGUACAUGGUGUCUCCUCCACAUUCCUGGCGAAACAAUCAUCUUCUUCAUCAUCAUCAACAUCACCGGAAUCGCCAUCGUCCAGUGAAAGCGCGCCAUCCACCUACGAGUCUCAACCAUGUACCUACCCAGCUACUUAUCCCUCAAACUACACUCCUCCACCAACGUCAUCAACCCCUCAAGUUAUCUACGUGUCUUCACCUCAACCCCCCACUCCCACAGCAGUUCAAGUUUCAGGGACACCUACAUCCAGUCCAACAGUUACCGUAACUUCAACAACGGUCCCUGGUUUUUACUCUCCCGAACCGAUUACAACAGAAUAUAGUUACUUGUAUCCAAGCCCAACAUCCUCAUGGUACAGUUACGAUAACUACCACUACCCGCCCAAGUCACCCACGUCGGAAUCUUCUCACCCAUCGACGUACCCGCCAGCUUAUCCACCCCAACCGACUUAUCCACCACAUGAAUACUAUUCUGAACAAACGUCUUAUAAACACUCACCACCCCCUUCUCCUCCAAGCUAUUAUCCUCCUCAAUCUUACCCACCAAGUCCGCCUUCUCACUUGUCUUACCCACCACAAAGUUCUUCCCCAGCGCCGUAUCCAUCUAAUCCUCCUCCUUCCUAUCCGUCAAGUGUGCCACCUUCCUAUCCUCCCCCAUCCUACCCGCCACCUGCCAGCCCCUACACGCCACCUGCUAGCCCCUACACGCCACCUGCUAGCCCUUACACGCCACCUGCUAGCCCCUACACGCCACCUGCUAGUCCCUACCCGCCACCUGCUAGCCCCUACACGCCACCAGCUGGCCACUACCUACCACCUUCCAGCCCUUACCCUCCACCCCCUCCUUGUUCGUAUAGAAUUCCUGCCAAUCCAAGAUAUGCCGAACUACCACCACCACACUAUUAG